Messenger RNA from Dendrobium catenatum, 441 nucleotides. RefSeq lists its product as uncharacterized. NCBI's taxonomy places the organism in Eukaryota, Viridiplantae, Streptophyta, Magnoliopsida, Asparagales, Orchidaceae. The record is from RefSeq and is a predicted model, not a curated record. The transcript has a single exon. The coding region runs from base 1 to 441 and encodes 146 amino acids.
AUGGGUGCAAUAUUUGUGGAUGAAACUGUUAAGAAAAUCAAUUUGAUUAAUGAAAGAUUGAAAGCUGCACAAGAUAGGCAACAGAAGUAUUACAAUCAGAAGCACAGAUUCGUAGAAUUUCAGGUUGGUGACUUUGUGUAUGUCAAAGUCAGUCGGAUGAAAGGUGUCAGCAGAUUUGGAAGAGUGAGCAAACUCAGUCCAAGAUAUGUUGGACCUUUUGAAAUCCUUGAAAGGAUUGGAAAGUCUACUUAUAGAUUGUUAUUAUCAGAUCAGCUGUCUUAUGUGCAUAAUGUAUUUCACAUAUCCUCUUUAAAAAAGUGGAUAUCUGACUCUGAUAAGAAGUUGUCUGCUGAUGAGGUUGAAAUUCAGGAGAAUCUGCAGUACAAAGAAGAACCUGAGCAAAUUUUGUCCUAUGAUGUGCGCAAGUUAAGAAGUAAAUAA